CCCUUAAAUCUCCCCCCACACGUCACACGUGUGAUAAACAUUCAUCAGUUAAUAUGCCGAAGGCAGCGAAAGGUAAGGGACAGGUGGAGAAGAAGGCUAUUCACCCAUACAGCAGGAAAGCUGCAUAUCUGGCAAGAGCUGCCAUCAAACAAGAUAGGAAAGAAAAGUCAAAGGGUGAAAAGGCACAGCGUCUAAAUUUGAUUGGUGAAAAACUUUUGUGGUUCCAAAGCCAACUGGACCCUGACAAGUUAGAAUACACCAAACGUGAUGCUUGUGAAGUAAUUGAGAGGUACCUUCACCGGUUUGAUGGAGAGUUGGAGCAGAUUGAGUUAGCGAACAGUAUUAAAGGACGACAGGGUCGUCAGCAUGGAUCUAGAGAGGCUAUCAUCAAUCAAACAGUAGAGCGAGAGAGAGCUCAGUAUGAAGGCAGUGGCUUUGAAAUCCCUGACAUUAUCAAUUCUAAGCAUCUGAAAAUAUUCAGAGAGUGGAGCGGUGACCUCAAGAAACUUCCCAACAUUAAGAUGAGAAAGGUUUCAGCCAAACGCUCUGACAGUACAUCGUCUGCAGUUUCACAAGAUAAACACAUGGAGGAAGAUAAUGAGGAAGAUGCAUCUCUGAAUUCCAUAGUACUGUGAAAUCCUGCAGCUCUACUACAGUACAGAUUACUGUAGAGUAAUGGACAACUUGCUGUGUGCAAGGACAGAAAGGGCAAGACUGUGCGUUUUGUGCUGCUAGUGCUUUUUACUU
Molecule: messenger RNA, 747 nt
Organism: Rhinichthys klamathensis goyatoka
Lineage: Eukaryota; Metazoa; Chordata; Actinopteri; Cypriniformes; Leuciscidae
Gene: tma16
Product: translation machinery associated 16 homolog
Exons: 7
Coding region: 54-635 (193 amino acids)
Cellular component (GO): nucleus
Source: RefSeq, a predicted model, not a curated record